AUGAGUUUUAAUAAUAAUAAUGGCGGUAACAAUGUUGUGCAGCAACAGCAGCAGCAGCAAUCACAGCAGUCACAGCAGCAGCAGCACCUUUUCAUGAACCCACAAACCGAGAAUCUCCAACAGUUAUACACUUUGGUCCAGGAGCUUGUAGAACAAAUAAAUCAGAACAAAAAACAAAAGGCACAAAUUUUAAACAAAAUUGAUACAUUAUCAAAUCACAUAAACAGAGAACCUGAAAAGAUUAAAGAAAAUUAUAAGAAGGAUAUCAUUGAAUUCAACAAUUUUCUUGAUAUGAAAAUUGGUUCCUAUUCAUCUCAAGGUCACAGUAUUAAAGGAAUACAUAAGGUUACGGAGAAUGGAGACUCUGAUAAGGAUGGUGUAGAAAUUCUGAAACUGCAAAAUAAGAAAUUAAAAGAAUUGCUGGAGAGUGAACAACGAGAAACGUUGCGUAGUUUCGAAAUCCUUGGACUUCAUGAGGAAGGGUUUCAUAAAAUAGUAGGAGCCCUACGUUCAGAUAUAAUAAAUUACAGAAAGGCUGUGUUAGCUAUGGUAUCUGGUAAGUUCCAAAAUGAAGUUAUCCCGAAGGAAAAUACGGAAUUUGAGGUGUAUAUGGAUAACAUUGAUGAUUUUCAAAAAUUGCUGAAGAUAUCCGAGCUAUACAGGACAAUACUGAAGAUUUUGAAUUCGAACGCAUAA
This is a messenger RNA of Maudiozyma saulgeensis, 696 nucleotides long. The record is from the annotation of a GenBank genome assembly. Lineage: Eukaryota; Fungi; Ascomycota; Saccharomycetes; Saccharomycetales; Saccharomycetaceae.